AUGUUUGUAUACACUGAAAAUACAACACUCUAUAAUCCAAGUGGGAGAAUAGAAUUUAUGUCCGAACUUGUAUCUGAUAAGAUUUAUUAUUAUGGUGGACAUAUAAUUGGGGCCAACGAUCUCAAUGAUUUUUUUUAUAUUGACCUGACGCAGCCAUUUUCAGGCUUUUCUCCUCCAUAUCAAUUUAUAAAAAAUUUAGACAUAAGGGGUGGAGCAAUUAGUGUUUCUCAUACAAAUAAAAUAUAUGUUUUUGGAGGGUUUGAUAACAACGGCACACCUCCCAUUGACCUUUUUAUAAAUCAAUCACUUACAACGGAUCCAGUAACUAUAUAUAUCCAAGACACUAUUUCAACACCAUCUUCAAGAAAAUGGCAUGCUUCUGUGAUUGAUCAUACGAAUGAAAAAAUAUAUGUUUGGGGAGGAAUUCAGAAUUUGAGUACCGUUUAUACAAAUUAUAGGUUUGUGCAGGAUGACAGAACUAUGUAUAUAUUUGAUAUUUCGCAAUACGUUUGGACUUCAAAUCCGAUGCCUAACCAACCUAAUGGCCGUCAACUUCACACAGCAACUUUGAUGCCUGAUGGAUGGAUAAUUAUGAUCAGUGGUGCUUUUAGCUCGGAUGUAGGACAGUAUUAUAGUAAUAUAUUAAUCAAAGCAUUCUUAUUUGCAAUGUUUGAGCUUGACGUAUAUGACACAAAGACGAGUCAAUGGAUAAAUAUUACAGCAACAAAGAAUGGUUACAUUCCUUCAAUUAUUUCUCAUUCAGCAACUCUCUUGCCUGAUAACCAGAAUAUAUUGAUAUAUGGAAGUAGCGAUGCAGCUGGAUACUCUGGUCUAGCAGUUCUGAAUACCUCAAACUAUGUGUGGACAGUUAUUUUGCCAACUGGAAAUAUACCAUCCAUAAUCUCAAAUGGACAUAAAGCUACACUCUAUUUUGACAUCAUAAUUUUUGCAUUUGGACAAUACACUCUUAAUAACAAACAUUAUUUGAUGAAUUCUGAAAUAAGAAUUCUCAACAUUUCAAAUGGUCAAUAUAGAUGGGUUGAAAACGCGAAAAAGAUUCUUGAUGAGCAGAUCGAGCAGAAUA
This is a messenger RNA of Dentiscutata heterogama, 1084 nucleotides long. Lineage: Eukaryota; Fungi; Glomeromycota; Glomeromycetes; Diversisporales; Gigasporaceae. The record is from the annotation of a GenBank genome assembly.